GGCCCCCCACUCCCCACGCGCCCAGGAGCCCCGCCCGGCCCGGCCGCUCCGUGCUAUGUUUGACACGGCCCCCCACUCCGCCCGGAGCACCCCCAGCAGCUCCCCUUCCCUUCGGAAGCGGCUGCUGCUGCUGCCCCCAAACCGGUCCCCACCUGCGGAGCAGGACACCGGAGCCAUGGUGGAGAAGGGGUCUGAGAAGGGCUCUGACAGCUCCUCAGAGAAAGGUGGAGGGGCAAGCACUCCUGGAACCCAGUCACUUAGUAGCAGAAACUUCAUCAGAAAUAGCAAGAAAAUGCAGAGCUGGUACAGUAUGUUGAGUCCCACCUACAAACAGCGAAAUGAGGACUUCCGAAAGCUCUUUAGUAAACUUCCUGAGGCUGAGCGGCUCAUUGUGGAUUACUCCUGUGCCCUGCAGAGGGAUAUCCUUCUUCAAGGCCGCCUCUACCUCUCUGAAAAUUGGAUCUGUUUCUACAGCAAUAUCUUCCGUUGGGAAACCACGAUCUCAAUCCAGCUGAAGGAAGUGACAUGCCUGAAGAAGGAGAAAACUGCCAAACUGAUCCCCAACGCCAUCCAGAUCUGCACCGAGAGCGAGAAACAUUUCUUCACCUCCUUUGGGGCCCGAGACCGCUGCUUCCUGCUCAUCUUCCGCCUUUGGCAGAAUGCCCUGCUGGACAAGACUCUGUCCCCUCGGGAGCUGUGGCACCUGGUACAUCAGUGCUAUGGGGCAGAACUCGGCCUCACCAGCGAGGAUGAAGAUUACGUCUGCCCUUUGCAACAGCUGAAUGGUUUGGGGGGCCACAAGGAGGUGGGGGAUGUGAUUGCCUUGAGUGAUAUGACCCUGCCCCGUAGGUCUCCAGACCUCAGCCGAGAGCCCAGCCCUACAGCUUCCCGGAGGACCCAGCUCACUCCCUGCCCCUCCCAGGCAAGCAGCGACGGGGACAAUGUGGGUGAGGAGGAUAAAGAAAGGCAGACCGACAGUCAACCAGAUGCCUCCUCCAGUCAAACAGUAACCCCAGUGACUGAGCCCCCUCCAGCCGAGAUGCCCCCUGAUGGUCCAGCCCCUCUGGCCCCCUUGGAUCUGCUGCCCAGUGAAGAGAUGUUGACAGACACAAGUAACUCCUCCUCCUCAGCCACGGAGGAAGCUGACCUGACCUCCUUCCUACCGGACCUCUCUGGCCGCCUCCUCAUCAACUGCGUGUUCCACAUGGGGGCUGACCGCCUGCAGCAGAUGCUGUUCUCUGAUUCCCCCUUCCUGCAGGGCUUCCUCCAGCAGCGAAAGUUCACUGAUGUGACAUUUACCCCAUGGAGUGGGGAGAGCAAGUGUCACCAAAGCCGAGUUCUGUCUUAUACCAUCCCCAUCAGCAACCCCCUGGGCCCCAAGAGUGCAGCAGUGGUGGAGACUCAGACCCUGUUCCGACGGAGUCCUCAGGGUGGGGGCUGUGUGGUGGAUUCAGAGGUCCUCACUCAGGGCAUUCCAUACCAAGACUAUUUCUACACCGCUCAUCGAUACUGCAUCCUGAGCCUGGCCAGAAACAAGACCCGCCUCCGUGUGUCCUCAGAGAUCCGUUAUCGGAAGCAGCCCUGGAGUCUGGUGAAGUCCCUCAUCGAGAAGAACUCCUGGAGUGGUAUCGAAGAUUAUUUUCACCACUUGGAGAGAGAACUCUCCAAAGCAGAGAAAGUGUCCCUGGAAGAGGGUGGGAAGGAGGCCCGGGGGCUGCUGUCAGGCCUGAGACGACGCAAACGGCCUCUGAGCUGGAGGAACCAUGGGGAGACCCCGGCCCAUGCUGAUCCGGACACUUGUACUCGGGGAGGCCUGCACCCUUCAGGCUCAAUCGCUUCUCGACUCUCAGAACCCUCCCUAGACCAGAGCCCUGGAUCAGGCAUUCCUGGAAUUCUCCUUAUUAUCAGCAUUGUGAUCUGUGUAAGCCUUGUCAUCCUGGUUGCUCUAAAUGCUCUCCUCUUCUACCGGCUCUGGUCGCUGGAGCGGACAGCCCACACCUUUGAGGCCUGGCACAGCCUGGCUCUGGGCAAAGACCCCAACUCUCCCCAUAGGAAGUUUCCUCAAACGGCAGCUGAGUGGGCAGAAAUCUUGGCCCUCCAGAAGCAGUUCCACAGUGUGGAGGUGCACAAGUGGCGGCAGAUUCUCCGGGCCUCGGUGGAGCUGCUGGAUGAGAUGAAGUUCUCCCUGGAGAAACUCCACCAGGGCAUCGAGAUGUCGGAACCCCCCUUUGACCCUGAGCCCCUUGGAGAGAAUGCGUUCUCCUGAGAACCGCCCCCCUCCCCCUCCACCUGCCCCCUAACGAAUGGACAGAUGGACAGCCUCAGUUGCCACUGCUGGACCAGUGCUGGACCCUUUGGAUGCCUGCUUCCCCCCAACCCCUCCUAAGUCCCUUGCUGUGUCCCCUUUUCCUCACUUCACACCUAUAAUCCCUUUAUCUUUGAUACCCACAAGACACUCUCCUCCCUUUGCAGAACAGUCUUCAACCCUCCCCCACCCCCUGUACCCCCUAUGUCGGGGAGAACGGUCGGACACUUCAGCUGCAGAACUGUGAUGCACUUUAGUACCUGGGGAGGGUACACUGGGGGCAGUAGCGAGGUGGAGAGAACAAUAUUUUUGCCCCCUCAAGCCGUCUCCAGCCUCCAACAACCGUCUCUCUACCCCUCUCCCAGAUGAUACUUGAGAUGAUCCUGGAGCUGGUUGCAAGGGCCUUCUCUACAGCUCCUUUCCUCCUUUUUUCCCUUUGGGUAAUUUAUUUUGGAAAGAGUCAAGCUGCCCCUGGGAGGGGGGACAGACCUAGGGUGGGGAGUCCUAUGGACAGGGGAAGGCUGACUGUCUAGUGUUCCCCCCAGAGAUGGGGUCUAAUGUAUUAUAUUUAUUUGGGGCAAACAGAGCCCCAAUAAAGGGUCGGAAAUGUU
Trichosurus vulpecula (common brushtail) is the source of this 2916-nucleotide messenger RNA. It is a transcript of the gene GRAMD1A, whose product is annotated as GRAM domain containing 1A. Gene Ontology annotation, molecular function: sterol transfer activity; sterol binding. NCBI's taxonomy places the organism in Eukaryota, Metazoa, Chordata, Mammalia, Diprotodontia, Phalangeridae. The record is from RefSeq and is a predicted model, not a curated record. Gene Ontology annotation, biological process: intracellular sterol transport. The transcript has 20 exons. The coding region runs from base 56 to 2266 and encodes 736 amino acids. Gene Ontology annotation, cellular component: endoplasmic reticulum-plasma membrane contact site; plasma membrane; endoplasmic reticulum membrane.